Molecule: messenger RNA, 3589 nt
Organism: Punica granatum (pomegranate)
Lineage: Eukaryota; Viridiplantae; Streptophyta; Magnoliopsida; Myrtales; Lythraceae
Source: RefSeq, a predicted model, not a curated record
AUUUUCCCUCCAGCUCUCUGCGGAAACUGAACACUAAAAUCCUUCUCCCUCGCCAUCCCCAUCACACAACAGUAGGAAAUCAAGCUUCGUCGCGGCGAAGAGAGAGACAGAGGGCGUAUGCGGUCGCUUUGAUAACCUCCCGUUCUCAAACAAGUUCCAUGAAUUAAGGAGAUGGGAUCUCUCGGAAACGGUAACGAUAACGGGGAAAAGGGGCCCGAGAUUCAGGAAAGCUUCAAUCUUAGCAAUGCCGGAGAAACCCAGCUGCUCGAUUCGCGGCUAUCGCCCUCUUCAUUGCCUGCUAAUGAUGAAAUGGAGGAAGACGAUCCUGUUGAUGAGCAUUUUCUGGAAAGCACGAUGCCAUAUGAUGAUACUGUUCCAGUAGAUGGCGAGUUUGAGACUCAGAUAGUGAAUCUUUACGAAGAGACCCAAGCGGUUAACUUUGACGCUGAAACCCAAGUAAUCAACAGCCAGGAAGAUCGCAUGGACAAUUUGGAGACCCAGUUGCUGGAUGAAUUCGCCACUCAAGUUGUUACCGAUGAUGAGAGUGAAGAAACAUGUGGAACGGAAGUGCUGGGUGCAGAAGAUGACUCUACCGACGAUGAGUCGGUCAGAAAAAGUAGUGGUGACUCGACUGACAAGAAGAAUAUGCAGUUCAGUUCUCCUGGCGAGAAGGGUAAGAGCAGACAGAAGGCCAACAAUUUGAUGGAUGAAUUGUGUGGUCAAGGUUCUCCUCCAAGGGGGUUCACAUCAAUUCGUACAGCAUCAGUAAGAGCAUCUGGACUGGCUGCUCGCAGUGCUAGUACAAAUCAAUCAGAUAGUAGGUCAUUUAAUCUCCUAAGCAGCGGCCAAUCUUCAGCUGAAACUUCGAAAAUGAAUGGACUUUCUCGUGUAACAGUUUCCUCCAAUUCUUUAGAGGAAGUUGAUCAGGAACAAUUGGCAGGAAAGUUAGAUGAUAAAGUGGAAGAGCCAGGGGAUAAAAACAAGUGCAGGGUCGGAAGUUCUGCUGUAAGGCGACUCUUCACAGAAGAUGUGGACCUCGAGAUGAACAGCAACAGCUCUGACAAUGCAGAAGAGGAGCUCAAUAUUGCUGGAUUGAGCUAUAAUGACUCCCAAGAACCGGGUGACGUAUCACAAGCCAACGCACUAGACUUUGUGGACCGGUUCCUUAAAGAUAAUCUGGACGACCUCCAUCAAGAUUUUGGUGUUAAGAAGACUGGUGUGGUAAAAUCAGCAUCAGUCCUGAAUGCAAGGGGGACUCAACUUUUGGCUGCAAAUAGAGCUGCUACUAAAGUAACUGGGAUUUUUGACUGGGAUGAUAAUAUGGAGGAUGAAGGUGGGGGAGAUAUUUUCUGCAGGAGGAAGGAUGACUUCUUCAAUGGUGAAAGCAUGCAAAAGUCCAGGACCCAGCCUUGGAAGAAGGCCCAACGCAGCAGACUUGAUGAGCGUAAACUUAGCAAUGAACCUUCGGGCCCUCAAGACAAAAUAAGGGGCUUGGUUUGUUCUGCUCCUGCAGUAAAGUUCAAUACGCGAGGAGAGAUUCGAAAGAAGACCAAAGUAGAUGAUGCAUGUGCAAGGAAUCUCAAGGAUGAGUUCAUUGCAGAGGUCACGGGGAAAUGCUUAAGUGGAAAUUACGAGGAAGUCUGUACAGUGGGUUUUGAUACACAAGUAGCUGCUGAGGCCAUGGAAGCCUUGUGUCAUGAUGAGGGCCUUAUCGAGAAGGGUGGAAGAAAGGAUAAAGAAUUGCAAAAUGUUGUGGAAAAUGGCAGGAAGAAAGGUCCAGAGCUGCCUUCUAAAUGUCCAAGGCGAUUCAAGAGAACAGAUGGAAGUGAUGCAAAGAAGUCAUCCAUCUCAUUGAGGAGAAGUUCAAGGAAUAUCACAAAACAUCAGCAGACAGCAAAGGUGAAAUUGAGAGAGCAAACAUCGGAUCUGACUAAUACUCAUGAGUUGGAUAUAUCUUGUGGCAGCAGAGAGGUGAAGAAUGGUAUGUUAGAAGAAAAGCUGGAAGAGGUAAGCAAAGUUGGUGAUUCAUUUACACCUGUUGCCCGUAGAACUAGGCUCUCGAAGGUGGCAAAAGAAGGCCCAAGGGCUGAGAAAUUAAGCAACCUUCCAAGAGAAACAAAUGGUGCGGCAGAGAUUGAUGCCCACAAAUUAAGAGAUGUUCCAUCCAGACCACCGGCUAGACCAGAAGGUGGUGGAGAACCUGUCCCCAGACGCAAGCGAUCGUGGGACCAAGGAACAAGGGCUAGUUCAGGUGCCAAGAGAAAAGCUCUAGCGACAAAAUGGAAUUUGGGUGUUGAAGGUUUAACAGAGCAGAAGUCAGCAGAAGAUCCUUCCACUACAGCAGAGAGAAAUCCCUCAUUGUCUAAGAGUGUUGAAGCAGAGGCCAAGGUUGAUGAAUCACCCAGAGAGAGAUCCAAAGUGUCUAAUAUGACUUGUAUUACUCCAACUAGCCGGUCGACUCCUUCAAACGAUCUUUCCCCUGUUUGUGUAGGCAAUGAGUAUUUUAAGCACUCAUGUAAGAACCUCUCACGAUCGAGCCUUUGGAAGGAACUGAAGAGCUUGACGGCCUCCUCAGGGCUUGAACCUUCUCAUGCUUCGAAGGAGACAAGGAGGAGGUGGAGGGAUAUGGCCGAUGUUCGGGUCCUGUUCAGCCAUCACUUGGAUGAUGACACAAUCAAGCAGCAGAAAAAGAUUCUGACCCGUCUUGGAGCUUCGGAGGCAUCUUCAAUUUCUGAUGCUACUCACUUUGUGACGGACAAAUUUGUGCGUACCAGGAAUAUGUUGGAAGCUGUUGCCUUAAGUAAACCAGUAGUUACACAUCUGUGGCUUGAGGGCUGUGGACAAGCUGGCUGCUUUCUUGAUGAGAAAAGUUACGUACUGAGGGAUGCAAAGAAGGAAAAGGAGAUAGGCUUUACCAUGCCUGUUUCGCUUUCACGCGCAUCUCAAUACCCACUUUUACGGGAUCAAAGAGUAUUCAUCACCACAAGAACGAAGCCGAGUAAAGAGAUAAUAUCGUCCCUGGUCAAGGCAGUUGGAGGCCAGCUUGCUGAGGGGCUCGGGAGGUCUGCUUUGAGGGAUGAUAAAAUUCUGGAUGACUUGUUGAUUUUAUCCUGUGAGGAAGACUACAAUAUCUGCCUUCCUUUCCUUGAGAAAGGGGCAUCAGUGUAUAGCUCAGAGCUGCUGCUUAAUGGGAUCGUGAUUCAGAAGCUGGAGUAUGAGAGGCACCGACUCUUUGUAGAUAGCGUGAAGAGAACACGUUCGACCGUUUGGCUCAAAAGGGAUGGGAAGAAGUUUGUUCCUGUGUCCUCAAAGCGCAAUAAGCAGUAGAACGUCAUGUGAUCUCUAAUUUAUUCAUCCCUUCCCUGUAAUUUCUCUUCCCCCUCUUCCUUCUGCUGUUAAUGCUGUUUCUUUUACUACAGUAAGCAGUACUGAUCUGUUGUACAUAAGUUUUGAAUGAGGAAGCUGGGAUUUAGAAUGCUCUCUCGUAUAUUGUCCUGGUGCAAGUCGGUUAACGCUCCAAUAAAUGAAGCAUGUACGAAGGUGUCGAUUGGAAGCAUACGGUUUCAAUCCAUCUAUUGUUAGUUCGCAA